Oryza brachyantha (malo sina) is the source of this 2219-nucleotide messenger RNA. Its product is annotated as cyclic dof factor 2-like. Lineage: Eukaryota; Viridiplantae; Streptophyta; Magnoliopsida; Poales; Poaceae. Bases 225 to 1706 code for a protein of 493 amino acids. The transcript is spliced from 2 exons. Gene Ontology annotation, molecular function: DNA-binding transcription factor activity; DNA binding. Gene Ontology annotation, biological process: regulation of DNA-templated transcription. The record is from RefSeq and is a predicted model, not a curated record.
CCAAAGCGGCGGAAGCGGAAGCAAAAGCCGCAGCCUUUCCGCUUUCCGCUCGCGCCGCACCCGCACUCGCAUUCCCACAAUCCCACCACGCCCGUCUCCGUCCUGUGACAUGCCACUCGCCCGCGCCGCCGGCAUCCCCCCUCCUCGUCGUUCCGCGCCCGAGGAGGAGGAGGAGGAGGAGGAGACGGCGGUGGCAGCGGCGGCGGGACCGAGAUCGUCGCGCCAUGGCCGCGCCUAGGCAGGGCCGGGAACAGGAGCGGGAUGACCCCGCCAUCAAGCUAUUCGGCCGCACCAUCCCGCUCCAUCUCCAGCCCUCCGCCGCCGCCGCCGCCGAAGAGGAGGAGGAGGUUAUGACCAAGUUAGCAGAUGAUGUAAAAAACAAUGAUGACAUACCAUUAGUCCCGGACAAGCCUUUGAUUGUGGAGGAUAUUCCUUUUUGUUCCAACGGUAGCAAGAAGAAUGAUUUACAUGCUAUCGGCAGACAGGAUGGAAGAAUGGAAACUAACUCCAGAACUGAGGAUGUUAAGACUGAGCCUGAUGGAUCUGUACCUGAGAAGAUACUCAAGAAGCCAGAUAAGAUUCUGCUGUGUCCUCGCUGCAAUAGCAUGGAAACAAAGUUCUGCUACUUCAACAAUUACAAUGUGCACCAGCCCAGGCACUUCUGCAGGAACUGCCAGAGAUAUUGGACUGCCGGUGGGGCUAUGAGGAAUGUCCCUGUUGGUGCUGGAAGGCGCAGAAAUAAGCAUGCAUCACACUACCGCCAAACUAUGAUGCCAUGUAGUAAUAUCAUAGCUACUGGAGAUGUUUCUGAUGUUGUUCACCAUCAGGCUAUUACACUUGAAUCUUCUGUUCCCCAAGGCACACUAAAGGAAAAUGAAGCAACUACAAAGUUUGGAUCAGAAGUAUCGGUUUGCAAGUCUUCAGCUUCAAUCCUUGAUACCAGAGAACCGAAUAACAAUGACCUUGUUCCCUUGACCUCUGGUGAUAACAAGGAAGAAAAAUCAUGUGCAUCUUCUGUAGCAGUAUCAGAGAACCUGAUGCCAGAUAAUGUAAUUACAAAAGAGCCAAACAACAGGUCAGGAUGCUGCAAUGGUGUUGCAUUGCCGUACCCUGCCGGGCCUUCUUUGGUGCUUCCCUGGAGUCUUGGAUGGAACAGUGUUGCUGUCAUGGCAGCUACUCACCAGUCAACGCAGCCCGUUCUGGGGCUAGAAGAUAGGAUACCCUGCCCAGCUUCAUGGCCACUGCUACCAAUAGCGCCAGCUCCAGGGAUUUGUGCACCUGUUGUUCCAAUUCCUCUUGUGCCGCCUUUAUGGAGCUGCUUCCCUGGCUGGCCUAAUGGAAUUUGGAAUUCACAAUGUCCUGGAAGUAACAGUACCACAGUGUCGUCAACUCCUCCAAACAAAAUUUCUUGUUCAGCAAACAAUUCUCUAGCAUUGGGAAAGCAUUCAAGAGAAGAAAGCUUACAGGAAGAGGAGAAGACGAGAAAUAACUUAUGGGUCCCUAAAACUCUUAGGAUUGAUGACCCAGCUGAGGCUGCAAAGAGUUCAAUCUGGGCAACCCUCGGCAUCAAGCCUGACGAUAAAGGCAUAUUCAAGUCUUUCCAGUCAAAUGUUCCAAAGAAUGGCACGGCACCAGAAUCGCCUCAGGCCCUGCAGGCCAAUCCAGCGGCACUUUCCCGUUCUCAGUCGUUUCAAGAGACGACUUGAGAGGAACUUCCUGUUUGGUUUCUAACAUAAGGAUCAUACUGGUGCUGCCACAGAAUGAAUCGUUGUGUUUCAAUCCAGUGUUGUCUUGAGCUCAUAGGUUGCUAUAGCCAGCUCAAAUCUGGUAGAGUUGCCAGUGCUGAACUUGAUUCUGUGCUCGUCUCUACUAUGCCGCUCAGAAGUGUUUCAGGGAGAGAAUGGUGAGCUUCUGCCCUGGAGCUCAAAACGCCUCCUUCUGAAAGCGCAAGUCGAUAGCUGUUUCUGUGGAGGUGAAAUUAGAAGAACAAACAUGAAACCCUCUUGUUUUCUUUUUCUUUCUUUUAUUUUUUAGAUUGUAUUUUGUUGUCUGUAUAUAGCUUCUCAAGGCCAUGUGAUGGUUGCUAUGUUAACCUGCAGCAAAAGCAUAAUUUUGUGACUGGAUGGGAUCAACUCUUUAGAAGAGAAGCAAAUGAGCUUGCUUAUCUCAUUUGCAGUAAUGAAAUUUAAACCAAACUAUAACACAUGUCAAUGAUCAAA